Molecule: messenger RNA, 3084 nt
Organism: Saccostrea echinata
Lineage: Eukaryota; Metazoa; Mollusca; Bivalvia; Ostreida; Ostreidae
Product: leucine-rich repeat-containing protein 49-like
Exons: 17
Coding region: 151-2493 (780 amino acids)
Molecular function (GO): protein binding
Source: RefSeq, a predicted model, not a curated record
GCAACCUAUGCAACCAAGGGCACCGACGGUUAAAAACAUGCAUUUUUCAUGUUGUUGUGAUCAUUAUUACACAAAAAUGUAUCAUGAUAUUUAUAGCACAGUGAAAUUUUGUGUGAAAGACCAGGUUAAAUUGUCAGUUUGUUGUCAGAUAUGUACAACAAACCCAAAAGUCGUUUAACUCUCACGAAAGAGAUUGUUGAGAAAUCUGUCCAGCCCCAAGAACAAGUUGUCUUCCGUCCGACCCAGAUUCCAAACAACGACAUCAUGAUGAAACGUUACCCCCAAGGUCCCCCCGACUUUACUCUUAACCACAUUGCAGAGAAAAUUCCGAUUCACUAUAGGGCAAACAAAAAGCCUAUGGUGCCAGCACCUGCCUGUGCACACGAUUAUAGCACCCCUGAUAUUGUACAAGAUGCAGAGGAAAGUGGGCGAAAUUCACGCUCAAGCGCAAACUUGUCCCCAAAGACGCAAAAAGCCCCCGCUUUCUUGCCAGGUGAUAGAGUGAUAUUUGCGGAAUCGCCCUCUGCCCCGGGCAUUCCUGUUGUUUACAGGACUCCAGAGGAAAGGUCCUCAAAUCCUGACAGACUUAACCUUGAUAGGCGGAAACUUACAGUAUGUCCGAUCUUGGAGGGAGAAGACCAGUUAAGACUGUUGAACUAUCAGCACAAUGCAAUUACAAAGAUUCAGCAUCUGAGCUCACUAAAACGACUCAUUUUUCUGGACUUGUAUGAUAAUCAAAUUGAGGAAAUCUCAGGACUAAGCUCGCUGAAGUCUCUCAGGGUGCUCAUGUUAGGAAAAAACAGAAUAAAGAAGAUAGAAAACUUGGACAACUUAACAAAACUGGACGUGUUGGAUCUCCAUGGGAACCAGAUCACACUGAUUGAGAAUCUGAACCAUUUAGCCGAGCUUCGGGUGCUGAAUUUGGCUGGGAACCAGAUCGUCAAUGUGAACAAUCUCAUGGGGAUGGACAGUCUGGCGGAACUCAAUCUACGAAGAAACCGAAUCAGAAUGGUGCUUGAUGUGGACAAUUUACCAAGCCUACAGCGUCUCUUUCUCAGCUUCAACGAUAUUUCUAGUUUUGAGGACAUCUCCUCCCUGUCUGACUCCACGAGUUUGUCUGAGAUUUCGCUCGAUGGGAACCCGAUCACACAGGAGCAGUACUACAAACAGAUUGUACUGAGGCAAAUGCAGCAGCUUAAGCAGCUGGAUAUGAAGAGAGUCACGGAGGAGGAGCGCAGAAUUGCCCUCGUCAUGGCACGCAAGGAGGAAGAGAAAAAGAGGGAGUCAAGCAGGACUAAUAUUAUGAAGGAGAAGAAACGUCUUGCCAUUAACAAUGCCAAGCGACAGUGGGAAGUGAUGCAGGGCUCCAUGAUGAAUCGGACCGGAAAACUCGUCAAAAUGCCAGAGCUGUACGCCAACCAUGUAGGUUCUGUCUCUAACUCAGACCUGAUUUCUCCAUCCAAUGAGGAAAACUUAGAGGUUGAGUCCAUACACAGUGAGUCCAAACAGAGCAGUCGGGGAGGAUCUCGUCCGAGCAGUGCUCAGAGUACGGCCGAUGAGAGGCCCCGCACGGGGAACUUAGUUCAGCAAUUCAAAUCUGAGGCCCAGAAACCUGGCCAACUCAAGGAAACCAUGAUAUUUGGGAACCCAGGUCGGUAUGCCAGUGACCUGAAUAAUUUGGCUGACUUGGAGGGGGACAGCCUGACGAUGUAUGGCCCCCAGUCCUUGGAGGCUCUGGAUAAGAACUGGGGGGUGCAGGCUGCUGGGACAGUCACACAUGUUGUGUUCAAGUUCAUAGACUUUGUGGAAAUAGCAAAGCAUUUACACAAAAUCAGAACCCGAUUCCCUGGUGUACAGAGCAUAACCUUCAGCUCAACAAAUAUCCGAUCUCUGGACCAAAUUAAUGCGCUCUCUAGUGUUCGGAGGCUGGAUAAUUUAAAUAUUAACCUUGACGGAAAUCCCAUCACUAAGUUCACCUUGUGGCGCAUGUACGUCAUCUUCAGACUGGCGCACUUCGCUCUGAAAAAAAUUAACGAUGUCGAGAUAUCGGCAGCAGAUAUUGUUAAUGCAGAAAAGUUAUUUGGACCGGUGUCUCAUAUCACAACAUCACAGCUUCCACAAUCUCGUCUUCUGUCCCUCAUCGGAGAGACUAGGAGAAAGCAGCUCCUGUCCAUGAGUGAAGACAAGUCCAAGAAAAUUUUGGAGGGAAAACUUGACAAAUCUCAGGGUGAAUUUGUGGGGAGGUCAGGACUGACCUAUCAAACGCAAGAGUCAGUUACCUCUAAAAACCAGGAUUCUUCAAAUAAAAAACAGUUUGCCAAAAACUACAUCAGUGAAAUAACAAAAGAAACUGUUUUUACGGAUAGAAAGAAAAAUGAAUUUCUGAAACAAUGGCCACUAAUUUUCCAUGAAAUGGUAUAUAAUGCUGUGACAGACAUGUCAGACACACAGGGUUACAUGAAAAAAUGUCUGGAGGAGCUAGAGAAAAGCUAGUGAUACCAGGGUACUAGAUAUUGUGUACAAGGAAGUAGCCAUACAUGGCCAACUUGGUGCAGGGUGUAGGAUAAAUUAUGUGCUUGAAUUCUCAGGAUGUGGAGCAAUGUUAUAAAAUGGUGAAUGUUUUUGUUUUUGAGGAGGGUCCAGAUUGGAUAUAUAAAAAUUAUAAAAGAGUGACACAGUGGCAGCUAAAAAUGGCAGCCCUUCACUGUGAGAAGUUUGACUUGGAGGAAGUCUAGAUGGAGAUGUUGGUUAGAAGGAAGGGGUCAAGAGUUCACCUUCAAAUGGACCUUCUAUGGUGACUGGUGACAGAGCCCUAAUUAUCGUAAUCAGGAGAAAUACAAGUGUAUGAAAAGUCAAUUUAGAAUUUGUAAUUUAUAGUGCCAUGCAUAAAACAUACAUCUAGACAAGUCUUUGGUAUCUCAGUCAAGUUUGGAACCCAUGUCUUUCAUGUAUAGAAUGUAAAAUAUUUUAUUAUUUAUGCCAGCUUAUUUUGCUGCAGUAGUCAUUCCAUGACUUAUCUCCCUUCAAUGCAGAAACAAUUUCCUUAUAAUUACCAAUAUCUGUAUCUCGUUGAAUUUAUUUGUG